CUGUGAUCUAUGAUUCAGUAUAAAUGUUUUGGAGUCGUCGUGUCAUUCUUUGCUUCGUUAACAACAGCAACGAUACAGCAACAAUCAAUUGAGAUCCAACAUAUCCGAACUAUACUCGACAUUCUCAGCCGCCAUGCCUUCAGACUCAGUCGUUUACCACUACCUUGCCAUUGGCAAACUUGGCCGCGGAGAAGUUCUCAAGCUAUUCUUGAAGGAUGCCGGCAUUGACUUCAAGGAGCUUCGUUAUACUUACCCCGACACAUGGCCAGAGACCAGCGAGAAGUUGAAGCAGCAGGGCAUCACCCGCACUGGAAGCCUUCCUUCUCUUGAGUACAAGGGUCUCAUUCUCACUCAGCAUAUCCCAAUUCUUCGUUUCCUCGCUCGAGACCUCGGCAAGUAUGACGGUCAGACGAACGAGGACAAGUAUUUGGUAGAUGCAGUAGCCGAUAUCUACAUCGAUUGGAGAUCCCAAUGGGUUGCCAACCUCAGUGGAGCAACCGACGAGUACAAGAACAAAUUCCUCCCCAAGUACUACGAUCUUAUUGCGCAGUACUACUCGGACCGCGAAGGUCCUUACCUUCUCGGUAAUGAAGUCAGCUACACCGACUUUGCCAUCUACCAGUCUAUCGACAACGACACGCGAACCAAGACCAUCCCUUCUAAAAUUCCCGAUGUUCUUCUCAAGUUCAAGGAAGUCUUUGAGGCUAGACCUAACAUUGCUGAGUACAUCAAGUCGGAGUGAGAUUAGCCAUGGUUCCGGUGACCGAAGACAUCUUCUGGGGGCACUUAGACCAAGUUUGUCAAUAGAAGUAUAACUCAAUUUGUAUCUAUGUCCUCGUUAAUCACUUGUGACAAUGAAAGUAGCAUGGCCCCAUUCCCUUUCAGCCCUAGAAUCAGCCUUUUGGAGCUACC
Messenger RNA from Fusarium redolens, 912 nucleotides. RefSeq lists its product as uncharacterized. NCBI's taxonomy places the organism in Eukaryota, Fungi, Ascomycota, Sordariomycetes, Hypocreales, Nectriaceae. The coding region runs from base 134 to 742 and encodes 202 amino acids. Gene Ontology annotation, molecular function: glutathione transferase activity. The transcript has 5 exons. Gene Ontology annotation, biological process: glutathione metabolic process. The record is from RefSeq and is a predicted model, not a curated record.